This is a messenger RNA of Sodiomyces alkalinus F11, 1830 nucleotides long. RefSeq names its product WD40 repeat-like protein. Gene Ontology annotation, molecular function: protein binding; ubiquitin ligase activator activity; anaphase-promoting complex binding. Gene Ontology annotation, cellular component: anaphase-promoting complex. The record is from RefSeq and is a predicted model, not a curated record. NCBI's taxonomy places the organism in Eukaryota, Fungi, Ascomycota, Sordariomycetes, Glomerellales, Plectosphaerellaceae. Bases 1 to 1830 code for a protein of 609 amino acids. The transcript has 3 exons. Gene Ontology annotation, biological process: positive regulation of anaphase-promoting complex-dependent catabolic process; anaphase-promoting complex-dependent catabolic process; positive regulation of ubiquitin protein ligase activity.
AUGAGCAUUUCAUCCGCCGACAGCGACCCUGUCGGUGGUCUUCCCCCUGCUGUUGCCAAGAGCACCGGGACGGAUACGAGCCACUCUUCAGCCGCCGUACUUACUCGCGCUUUGACCCCACCACCGCCCGAUCACGAUGGAGUAGACGAAAUAUGUGAUAUCAAUAUCACGUCUGCUCGGACAAUGCGCCGCCAUCGCAGAUUGAGUGAUGCUACUCCGUCUGGUGGCGUAAAGUCACGUGCUCUUGAUGCUGCUCUGCGACGUGACGUAAACAGGACACAGCGGGAGACUACACCUGGAGGAAGUCCCCAACGGAAACGUCAAAGAGUUAACGGCGACAGAUUCAUACCCUCUCGGUCCGGCCAGGAUCUUCAAGCCAGUUUCAGUCUACUCCACGAGGAUGGCUCGCCCGCAACGACGUCCCGACAGAAGAAACGUAUCCCACAUGGAGAGCUGCACUUCCAAAAAACUGAGGAAGCAAAUCGCACCUUCUCAACACUACUUCGUUCCGAGCUAUUUGAGGGCAGAAUACCGCAAGCCACCACGCCAAGUUACCCUACUGAUCAGGCCAUGCCUUCAACGUCCGACACUGUUGCUGGUCAUAGUACGAGGUCUCAAACACCGCCAAAACGGUCUUCAUCCCAUCCACCAUCGAUGACACCGUCGACCCCGCACAAGAACCUCUUCUCUUUUAUGUCCCCGCGGAAUGCAUGUGCAGCCGGCCACCUGACGCCAUCUAGAACGCCCCAGAGCCGCCACGGUCCGAACUUAGAUACCCGAACGCAAAUCUACAGCCUCUCUCCAGUUCGCAUUGGGAGCCAACAGAUGCUUCUUAGCCCCAGGCGACAGUCCAGGGCCAUCAGCAAAGUGCCGUACAAAGUCCUCGAUGCGCCUGAGCUAGCAGAUGACUUUUACCUUAACUUGGUUGACUGGGGCAGUGCGAAUGUGCUUGGGGUCGGCUUAGGAUCGAGCGUUUAUAUGUGGAAUGCUCAGACGGGCCGAGUUAAUAAGUUGUGCACGCUCGAGGAUGAUGUUGUGACAAGUGUCUCAUGGAUCCAGAAAGGAACACACAUUGCUAUUGGUACAGGAAAAGGUCUUGUCCAGAUUUGGGACGCUGAAAAAACGAGGCGCUUGAGGACCAUGACCGGCCAUACUGCAAGGGUAGGAUCGCUAGCAUGGAAUACCCACAUUCUAACAUCUGGGUCCAGGGAUCGCAUUAUAUAUCAUCGCGACGUUAGGGCGCCAGACCAAUGGUUCCGCAAAUUAUCUGGUCACAAGCAGGAAGUCUGCGGUUUAAGAUGGAAUUGCGAAGACGGCCAGCUCGCGAGCGGCGGGAAUGACAACAAACUGAUAGUGUGGGACAAGCUUUCGGAUACACCUCAAUGGAAAUUCGCGGAUCACACGGCAGCUGUUAAGGCCAUUGCAUGGUCACCGCACCAGCGCGGUCUUUUAGCGUCUGGGGGGGGAACGGCAGAUCGGAGGAUAAUCUUUCACGACACAGUCCGAGGCUCAAUCAUCAAUGAGGUGGACACAGGUAGCCAAGUGUGCAAUAUUGCCUGGUCCAGGAACUCGAACGAAAUCGUCUCGACACACGGCUACAGUCAAAAUCAGAUUGUCGUCUGGAAAUAUCCUUCCAUGACACAGGUUGUCAGCUUAACGGGUCAUACGUACCGAGUCCUCUAUCUAGCGAUGAGUCCCGAUGGACGCGUGAUCGUCACCGGGGCGGGUGACGAGACGUUGCGCUUUUGGAAUGUAUUUGGACGGCGGCCUGGUGCCCGAGACGACGGCGAUGGAGGAGGCAGACUUUCUAACUGGGGUAUCAUUCGGUGA